GACCUGCAUAGAGUUAUACGUACACUUUUUCUCUUGUUUGUUGUGAUUUCUGAAGAUUUCUUAUCACUACCGAAAUGACAGCAAACUCAAAUGAAACAGAGCUUCAGGUGAAGGCCUUUGGAUGGGCAGCCAGGGAUUCCUCGGGUCUUCUUUCUCCUUUCAACUUUUCUAGGAGGCAUGAGAUCGUUGGUGUUGUGACUGAGGUGGGGGGCAAGGUGCAGAAAUUUCAGGUCGGCGACAAAGUGGGUGUGGGAUGUUUUGUCGAUUCAUGUCGCAAGUGCGAAAGCUGUGCCAGCCACUUAGAAAAUUACUGCCCUGAUGGCGUUGUAACAUACAAUGCUGCCGGCACCACCACACACGGUGGUUACUCAGACAUCAUGGUCGCCGACGAGCACUUUGUGCUCCGCUGGCCGGAAAAUUUGCCGAUGGAGGCGGCUCCUCUGCUGUGUGCCGGGAUCACAACGUAUAGCCCUUUGAGAUACUUCGGACUCGACAAGCCGGGAAUGCACAUCGGAGUGGUGGGGCUGGGUGGCCUUGGCCAUAUGGCUGUGAAGUUCGCUAAGGCUUUCGGAUGCAAAGUUACUGUGAUCAGCACCUCUGCUGGUAAAAAACAGGAAGCCAUUGAUCGUCUUCGCGCGGACUCAUUCUUGAUCAGCCGAAACCCAGACGAAAUGCAGGCGGCUGCAAACACAUUAGAUGGCAUUAUAGACACGGUUUCUGCAGUUCACCCUCUUGUGCCGCUACUCUCUUUAUUGAAAGGAGAUGGAAAGCUUGUCUUGGUUGGAGUUCCAGAAAAACCACUUGAAUUGCCUGCCCUUCCUUUGAUCGCACGUAGGAAACUUAUUGCGGGUAGCGCUGUUGGUGGAAUUAAAGAGACACAAGAAAUGCUAGAUUUUUCGGCCGAGAACAACAUAACACCGGAUGUAGAGGUUGUCCCCAUGGAUUAUGUAAACACUGCAAUGGAACGCCUCUCCAAUGCUCAAGUUAAAUAUAGAUUUGUACUAGACAUUGCUAAUAUUAGGGCUGGAAACAGGUCAUGCCAGGCCAGGCCUUUGCAACAUGUCAGGCCUAUUUUAGUAUGUUUAGGCCUAAGUUUGGCCUAUUACCUGUUAAAGGUCUACUUUUUGGCCCGAGUCUGGCCUGUUUAAAAGCUUAGCCUGAAGUCUGUAUUACUA
This is a messenger RNA of Cuscuta europaea, 1175 nucleotides long. NCBI's taxonomy places the organism in Eukaryota, Viridiplantae, Streptophyta, Magnoliopsida, Solanales, Convolvulaceae. The record is from the annotation of a GenBank genome assembly.